GAUGCGCGAGACCUCAUGAGAGUCGGGAAGAAGCCAGUGUUGAAGCGCAACUUCGGCUUCAUGUCCAUUCUGGGGUUCUCUUGCACAGUCUUGAUUACGUGGGAGGGAAUGCUAAUCGUCUCCACGGCGAGCCUCGCCAACGGGGGACCUGCUGGAGUGAUAUGGGGAUACAUCAUUGUUUGGCUUGGCACAUUGUCAACUUUCACAACAUUGUCAGAAUUGGCAUCUAUGGCACCCACUGCUGGAGGGCAGUACCAUUGGGUUGCAAUGUUAUCUCCCCCAAGCUGUAGCAAAUUUUUAAGCUACAUUACUGGUUGGAUGACGGCCGCUGGAUGGCAAGCUGUAGUGGCUUCAGCAGCUUAUUUGAUAGGAACACUGCUUCAAAGUGUGAUAGCUCUGACCCAUCCUACAUAUGUCCCCCAGCCUUGGCAGGCCAUGAUGUUUCUGUGGGCCAUUCUUGCAUUUGCAGUUUUUAUAAACACUGUGGCGAGUAGGACUCUUGCACACUUCGAGGGUGUCAUUCUCAUCCUACACAUUUUUGGUUUCCUUGGUAUCCUCAUCCCGUUGGUGUACCUUGGACCGCAUGGCGAUACCUCGUUCUUCACUACGUUCGUCAACAGCGGCGGCUGGAAGACUCAGGGGCUUUCCUUCAUGGUCGGACUCCCCGCGUCGGUUUUCUCCUUGAUUGGAGCAGAUUCGGCAGUCCAUAUGGCCGAAGAAAUCAAGAAUGCAUCCGUAAUCGUACCGCGAGCGAUUCUCAUCAGUAUUGUGCUGAACGGUAUUUUGGGCUUCGCAAUGAUGCUUGCCUACCUUUUUUGUCUAGGCGAUCUCGCGACAGCUUUAGAUGAAACAACUCGGUACGGAUACACUUUUCUAUAUGUAUUCUACAAUGCCACAGGAUCUACCGGAGGGACUGCGGUCAUGGGCAUCAUAAUUGUCGUUUUGGGAAUCUGCAGUACUGUAGGAGUACUUGCUUCCUCGUCCCGCCAGUUGUGGUCAUUCGCCCGAGACCAAGGCGUACCAUUUUGGAGACAGCUCACUAUGCUCGAUCCUCGCACGUCGAUUCCCAUCUACACGAUCGCUGUAACCACCAUAAUCUCUGUCCUCUUAUCGCUCAUCAUCCUUGGCUCUAGCGUAGCUUUUAACAACAUUGUCAACCUCAGUAUCGCAGGACUUUACGCUUCCUACUUCCUGAGUGCUGCUCUUUUGCUCUGGCGUCGCCUCCAACCAGGUGGUAUCAGACCCUAUAGCUCCGACACAUCGCUCGUAGGCCCAGGAAACCUUUCAUGGGGUCCUUGGAGCAUCCCAGGAUUCAUAGGGACGCUUAACAAUGCCUUUGCAUGCUGUUACCUUGCUUUGUUGUGGUUCUGGGCUUUCUGGCCCCCAGGCACGCCAGUCACUCCACAGAAUAUGAAUUUUAGCGUACUUGUAUUUGGAUUCGUAUCGCUCUUUGCUGCAAUCUGGUAUGUGGCCAUAGGGCAAAAAGCAUAUCGGGGUCCGAUUGUUGAGGUACACCUGUAGAUAUCGC
This is a messenger RNA of Pseudovirgaria hyperparasitica, 1528 nucleotides long. Its product is annotated as amino acid transporter. Gene Ontology annotation, biological process: transmembrane transport. Gene Ontology annotation, molecular function: transmembrane transporter activity. NCBI's taxonomy places the organism in Eukaryota, Fungi, Ascomycota, Dothideomycetes, Acrospermales, Acrospermaceae. The transcript is spliced from 7 exons. Gene Ontology annotation, cellular component: membrane. The record is from RefSeq and is a predicted model, not a curated record. Bases 16 to 1521 code for a protein of 501 amino acids.